This is a messenger RNA of Salvia hispanica, 1092 nucleotides long. RefSeq names its product F-box protein CPR1-like. Lineage: Eukaryota; Viridiplantae; Streptophyta; Magnoliopsida; Lamiales; Lamiaceae. Gene Ontology annotation, molecular function: protein binding. The record is from RefSeq and is a predicted model, not a curated record.
AUGGAGCGUGAUUUCUUCGGUGAUCUGCCGUCAGAAAUCACCACCAACAUCCUCUCACGUCUGCCCAUCCGAAGCCUCGCAAUCAGCAAGUCCAUUUGCAAACUAUGGCUCAAUCUAAUCGAUUCCGACGAUUUCCACAAAUCCGAAAUCAAAACCCCACCCGCCCUAGCUCUCCUGAUGCCUAAUAAAGACUCAAAGCGGUGCACGAUUUUCGAAAUUGAAGACGAUGCGGAGAAGAGCCAUGAUCUUCACUACAUUCCGCUCAUGGAUUUGGAGAUCCUUCACGGAAAUAGAGAAAAUAUGGAAGGUAUCACUGAUGGUGGAUUGCUUCUUCUGAACUCACCAUCCACAAAGGGUAUUUCUGUUUACAUAUGCAAUCCGAUAACUCGUGAAUAUACGGAGCUCUGUUGCCCCGAGGACUACAGCCCGGAUCAUGUGUUCAAUUUUGGAUUUGGUGCGAGCAAAAUAAGUGGGCAAUAUAAGGUGCUCGGUAUCAAUACGCUCCGUGGCUCCGACUCUGAACAUCGCGUGUACACCCUCGGAACAGGAAUAUGGAGGCAUGUUGAAGCCGGCGUUGCUUCUGGUUUCGGAUUUCAUGGUCGAAACGUGGUAUGUAAUGGCAACCUCCAUUGGAUAGUAUGUGAUUGGAGUUAUAACAUGUCGAUUUGUGGUUUUGAUGUUGAAACAGAAUGUUUUAGAAUCUUCUCUGUUCCUCCGGGAGGAAAUAAUCUGUCUGUUUUGAGGGAUUGCCUCUGUUGUUCUUACACACGCGACAAUGAACUUGUCAUCUGGAUGAUGAAGGAAUACCAAGCCGAAGAUUCUUGGACCAUAGAGUACAAGUUGAGUACUAUUGUUUCUGAUUUUGAUAGGGAUUUGAUGUGUGUUGAUCCAAUUAUACAUUUCAAAGAUGGUGACUUUUUGAUGUUGCUGAACGAAGAUCGUCUCAUCUACUACUCUAACAACACAAGAACUUUUCAACAAGUCGCUAUGUUUAGGGAUGCAGCUGCGAAGGAUUACAUUCGUGCGCUAAUUUUCACUCCUAGCCUUUUCUCAAUCAAGAAUUUUGGAUUUGAGAAUGUGAUCUCGUUUUAG